AUGCCGCGGGAAGCAAACGUUUGUGUGUUGAUCUCUAUCUAUCUGGCAAUAGCAAUUCUCCAUUCAUCAUUAGCCAUACGAAUCAAAGGCUGUACUUUAUUCAAAUGUACAGGCGAAGCGUUGACUUGCCAUUCCUUUUUGGACAUUAUUAGGACCAGUUAUACGCAAUGUGUAGUAUUCAUUAUCAAUUUGGCAAUGGGGCCCUUGAAAAUAGCGCUUCUUUACCGCAUCUCUCAAGAUACCCACUGCGUUGUGGUACUUUCUAUUGUCAAAUAUCACAUUUGCUGCCAUUAUAGUGUGUUUGGUCGUAUAAGAGAGAUGUCGGGUUCUGCUGUUGUUGGUGUGAUUGUGGAAGCGCUCUCGGAGCAAUGCGAUCAACACCAGUCAGAAGCAACUACUACGCAAGACGGCUCUUAUCGUAUACGCGGUUUGAAACCAGACUGUCAAUACAAGGUGUCGAUCAAAGCAGGAGCAGAUGGCGCAGCACCUCCACACUGCUAUCCCUCUCAGUUUGGAGUUCGGAUGACUGCUGAAGAUUUGAAGGGACUUGAUAUGGUUGCGGCUCCGUACGAUAUGAGUACAGAUUUGGCUGUUGAGAUGGAAUUCGGAACAAUGAGUAUACCUGCUUCAUAUCGUGUUUCUGUACAACGAGAAGGCGAGACGAUCACACAAUCUGUGGUACACGCCCCGGUCACUGUGUUCUAUCUGAAUAACCUACCUCGCGAUGGAAGAGAGUAUUCUGUGAGAGUCGAACCAGAUCGACAAUACCAAACAUUCCCAGCGAAGACAGUGUUCUUCACUACGGAUGCACCAGUGCGGGUGGUUCGCAUACCAAUUACAUCAUCAAAACGAUCCGGCGAAGUGGAAAUAAGCGCUGGAUCGUUGCUAGCUUUGCCAUUCUUUGGACUUUUGGCGCUAAUCUUCUUCAAUCAGGGUCGAUCUUGGGAACUGUUUCGUUCCUUCCUAUCAAUCGUCCGUCCAGCAAGUCCUUCCAUGGAACGAAAAAAGAGGAAAUAA
This is a messenger RNA of Cylicostephanus goldi, 1017 nucleotides long. The record is from the annotation of a GenBank genome assembly. Lineage: Eukaryota; Metazoa; Nematoda; Chromadorea; Rhabditida; Strongylidae.